Mesorhabditis belari is the source of this 564-nucleotide messenger RNA. Lineage: Eukaryota; Metazoa; Nematoda; Chromadorea; Rhabditida; Rhabditidae. The record is from the annotation of a GenBank genome assembly.
AUGUCAGCGUUGACAAGAUUUGUGACAAACACUUUCACCGAUAUUUCUCACAAGAGACAAAGCAAACGCUUAGUGCACGAUGAAAGUGUUCACAACGACUCAAAUGGCAGCUCGUUGGAUAUGAAUCCGAAUUUCAACUUUUUCGAUCCAUCCGAUCAUUUGCGUGGCGAGGGAUGGGAGGGUCCAUCUGUGGCUGAACAACCAACGACACAAAGCACUCAAGCUCAACCCAAAGCUCAACCCACAGCUCAACCAUCAUCAAAAAAUGAGACAAAGCAAACGAGUGCUAAAGAUGAAACGACAACGAUGACCGAAGUCUCUUCAGGAAAACUUGUGAUGCCACUGAAAAAUAUGGUCCGAAAGUUGACUCCUUCAUUCAACAAUAACAGCAAAGAGAUAAAGGACAAAAAUGUGGAUAAUGAGGCGACGAAAACGGGAACCGAUCGAACGGAUGAUGAGGCGAAGAAAAAAGAGAAGAAAGGAGUGUGGAACUUGAAGGAACAGAUCGAGAAACGAAAAGGCGGCGAUCGGCAGAUGUUGAUCGAUUUGGAUGGGGAUAGCUUU